Rhagoletis pomonella (apple maggot) is the source of this 636-nucleotide messenger RNA. Its product is annotated as leucine-rich repeat-containing protein 15-like. The record is from RefSeq and is a predicted model, not a curated record. Lineage: Eukaryota; Metazoa; Arthropoda; Insecta; Diptera; Tephritidae. Gene Ontology annotation, molecular function: protein binding. Gene Ontology annotation, cellular component: extracellular matrix.
GGAUUUCUGAAGAUUUGUUCUGGGACUUAAAAAACCUUCGAACCAUUAUAUUUCAUAACAACCGCAUUUCUUCGAUAUCUAAUGAACUAUUCAAAAAUCUGGUGCAUAUAGUGACAUUAGAUUUAAGUACAAACCGAAUUUCCAAGAUUGGUGAACACGCAUUUUCCAAACUUAACAAUUUGCGGGAACUCUUACUUGAACAAAAUUAUCUUUUUCGGAUACCUGAUAAUUUGUUCAACAAUUUGAAUUCGCUGAUUAGGUUGAAUUUGUUUUCAAACAAUCUUACUACGAUCGAGACGAAGGAUUUUCAAGGGCUUAUAAACUUAAAAAAUUUAAUGCUCAACAACAACAUUCUAAAGGAUAUUGAAGCCGAGGUUUUCACGCCAGUGAAGAACCUUGAAAAAUUGUAUGUACAAACUCAAUUAACGGCUUUAUAGGAAAUAAUGAGCAUUGCCUGCUAUGCUUCUCAAAUCUAUGCAAUUACGAAUGAGUUCUAUUGAAUUACUUAUGCAAGUAGUUUUUAUCGUUAUAUAUAUGAAAGUAGAUCCGGUCAUUUAAGUAACUCCUCUUACCAUUUGGCUCUAAGUAACCGCGACGCAAGCCAAACCUGACUUCUAAAGCAUUUUGUUGCAAAUA